This is a messenger RNA of Hippocampus comes (tiger tail seahorse), 2261 nucleotides long. Its product is annotated as breast cancer metastasis-suppressor 1-like protein-A. Bases 158 to 1123 code for a protein of 321 amino acids. NCBI's taxonomy places the organism in Eukaryota, Metazoa, Chordata, Actinopteri, Syngnathiformes, Syngnathidae. The record is from RefSeq and is a predicted model, not a curated record. The transcript is spliced from 10 exons.
UUCAUUGGUCUACAGGGGCCAUGUUUGCAUCUCCAGCUGUCUUGAUGCGGUGUCGCUAACCGGUUAGCUGACUGAGCUACAAUAUCGCCUCUCACCCGUGUUCCAACUUAACAAGAACAUUUGCCGCGGCGUUACGGUGCAUCCUUUGCAAGUCGUAAUGCCGGUACACUCCCGGGAGAAGAAAGAAAGUAACCACGAGGAAAUGGAGGUGGAUUUUCCGGAGCAAGACGGUAGCAGCACUGACGAGGAGGACACGGUUAGCACGUCUGUGUCCGAAGAUGGAGACAGCUCGGAAAUGGACGAUGAAGACUGUGAAAGGAGGAGGAUGGAGUGCCUGGAUGAGAUGACUACCCUGGAGAAACAGUUCACGGACUUGAAGGAGCAAUUGUAUAGGGAACGUCUGAGCCAGGUGGAUGUCAAGCUGCAGGAAGUGGUGGCGGAAUGUGCCCAGGAAUAUCUGGAACCUUUAGCCAACCUGCAGGAGAACAUGCAAAUCAGAACUAAAGUGGCAGGCAUCUAUAAAGAACUGUUCUUGGAAUCGGUGAAGAACAAGUAUGACUGUGAGAUCCAGGCAGCCUGCCAACAUUGGGAGAGUGAAAAGCUGCUGCUGUUUGACACACUGCAGAGCGAGCUGGAGGAGAAGAUCAGACGACUGGAGGAAGAUAGGCACAGUAUUGACAUCACCUCAGAGUUGUGGAAUGACGGACUGCAUUCCCGGAAAAAUAAGAAGAAAGACCCGUUCUGCCCCAUCAAGAAGAAGAAGCCCGUUGUCGUUUCUGGGCCUUAUAUUGUUUACAUGCUGCAAGAUCUGGAUAUUCUGGAAGACUGGACUGCAAUAAGAAAGGCGAUGGCGUCUCUCGGGCCGCAUAGGGGGAAGGCCGACGCCAAAACGGAACGACACCACCACGUCGCACGGUCCGAAGACGGGCGACUUUUCUAUGACAGCCAGUGGUACUGCAGGGGGCAAGCCAUCUGUAUCAACAGGAAGGACGAGUUUCCCACCAGUGCCAUCAUCACCACCAUCAACAAUGACGAGGUGUGGUUCAAACGACUGGACGGCAGCAAGUCCAAGCUGUAUAUCUCCCAGCUGCAGAAAGGCAAAUACACCAUCAAACACUCGUGAGAUUUCUCACGUGCCUCCGCUUGCGCUGUUGCGUACGUCCUUAAAAUAUGUUCGCGCCACGCGUCGCUCCCCCUGUUUGUUUCUCCUGAAAGAGCAAAGCCUCAACCAAUCCAAUGAUCUCUGUAAAUGUGUGCCUAUGUUGAUAUGAAGGACAAAGUCUACACCUUGUCCAAAACAAAAAAAAAGGGGGGGGGUGGGGGGUAGGGGAUCAGGGCAAAGAACUGGUUCAAACAAAGGCAGGUCAAGCGCGGCAGUCUUUUACUGUGACGCAUGGAGCUCAGUCGCGUGGCUUUGUGAGUCGAGACAAAGCCUUGGCUGAAAAACAACCUCCCCAACUACACAGCGAGCCUUACUGUGGAUUGUGGCAACACUCUUAAAGGGUAAAAAGGGUCUGUUUGCGGUCCUUCAGCUGGCAUGGAUGGUGGCUGUUCGGUGUGUUUGCUUUGAACGCACGUUGGAGCGUGCCGACAGAAAUUGCACAAGUUGGAAGCAGUGUGAGGAGCUUUAGCACGCAACAGAAAGUUUUUGUGUUCGGGGAGCCGCUGUCGGAAAUGUCUUAUUUGUUAUCUUUUGCAGCACUGAAUUCAUGGCACUGAGCAUAGCAAGUGGUUAAAAAAAGUUUCAGGCAGUUUGUUGUACAUAGAAGACCGCUUUUUUUUGAGUUCACGGCACUGUGAUGCUCCGUUCGUGGGCCUGACGGUUGAACGUUUAAUGCCGCAUCCGGGUUUAUUAAUCUGGUCAGACUGUUUAAAUAAAUGCUGCCAUUUAUUUUUACACUUUACUUUAAAUGUCUGUAUAAGAAAAAAAGACUGAAGUCAUUCUUUGUCCCCCAAAUCCACCAAGAUUUUUGUUGUUGUUGGUUAAUCUUGUUACGGGACUGUUUUGUUGUUGCAUACAUGGCUCAAAAAUAUUUCCUUUUGCAAUAUCGUAGUUGAAAAGUGCUCACAACAUUACAGCAGCAAACAAGCCAGUUAAGCUAAUUUGUAUCCGGCUCAAUAUUACUGUCAUUUGUUUUUUAGUUUUGACAUUUUAUGCAUUGUGGAUCAUUUUGUACCUCCAUCUUCUUUGUUCAACAUCAAAAGAAAAAUAUUCAGUGGCACAAUGCAUGUCCAGUUGAUUAAAUAUUUUGUGGCUAUCA